UUGUUUAUUUGGAAGUAAGUUGAUCUUCUAACAUUCAUAAUUGUACGAAAAAUUCUAUCAAGUUUUGGUUUCGACCAAUUAGAGAAUCGAUGAAAAAAUCCAAAUGAUUUCUUGUUCACUAUUCAAUGUAUAUUUUCAAUAUUUUCAGACCUACGAUAGAUCUGGGAUUCAAUGAAGGAUACACAACUAAAGAUGCUCCGUCAGUUACAGAAAUGAGAAAACAAAUGGAAUUCUUUGGGAACCAAGUAAGUUCCUUAUGUCACAAACCAUUGAAUGAAAAAAGCAAUGUUUGAAUGAUCCUCAAACAAGAAUAUUUUCAAAUGAUUUUUUAAUUUUUCAAAAAAAAAGUAUUUUCUCAAAAAAUUCGUUUAAAUAAUUAUCCAAAGUGAUAUUUCUAGACUGAAUUGGAAACACAAAUAAGAAAAAGAAAUGAAUUAAUUUUAAAAACGCAGUGCCUCUCUGCUGGACCUUAAGUAUAAAACCUAAAUCUAACCUAACCUAGGCGCGAAAAAAGAUGAAAAUAGGAAAAACAAAAUAAUAAGGAAGUCUUUAGGUGAUUAUAAAAUGAAAUUAAUGAAACUAUGAAGAGAAAUGGGGGACGCAAGUUAUUAGAGAAGUAGAGUAGGUGAGAGAGUGUGGAAAAUGAAGAAAUAAUUAGUGAGAGGAAGAAGACAUUUAUUCAAAAUAAUAUAUUUUGUAAAAGGAAACUAUUGAUCGAGUCAAAAAAAUGUGGUAGGUUUUCAAAAGAUUUUUCUUUGGGAUCGAAUCGGUAUUUUUUUGGAUGUUCAUUUUAUGAAAAUAAUUGAUGGUUUGUUGUUCUAUGAAUCAUUGUUGAAAUCCGUUUUUUUUACGAAUUCAACAUUUAGGGUUUUAGUUUCUAAUUGCAUUUUUUCAGGGUAAACCGUGGUACAUGGCUCUUUUUGCAACUCCAACAAGUCCAAAUGGAACAACACAUGAUUAUCCUUUAUUUCCAAUCAUCGAAGAUGUCUACAAGGUUUGUAUUCCUUUUUCUCGCUGUUCAUAAAAAAUAAAAUUUCAGAGAAUCAAAAAUCUUACCUUGCGACACGAUGAAAUUACUCAAAAAGAUAUCACAUAUCUUGAUCUUUGCGGUGAAACGUGUAACUUGAACGAUAUGUUAUUCACAACAUAUGAAAAAAUAUUUUUCACUUUGGUUUACCCGGUAACUCAUAUUUUGAAAUACCAUUCAAAUAUUGGAAAACACUUUUAUGACGUUAAAACAUCAGAGGUACGUUUGACAAAAUAAAGAAACUAUAUUAAAACCCUUGUUUGUUUCUAGAGUGGAGAUAUGAUUCAAUCAAAUUAUACAAUGUUGGUAUUUAUGGCAUUUAGUGAUGAUGUACAAGUUCAAAAAGAUUUGGCACUUUUUGAAAGAACUGCUUUAAAAUAUGUGGAUGAGUAUAACUCAAAUAAAAAUGCGGCUGUCCGUUUUAUUGUGCAUGGCGAAGCUGGGAUGUCGGUUAGUUGAAACAAAAUAAACUUCGCAAUUCUGAAACUAAUAAAUAGCCAUUCUAAAUUUGAAUAAUUUUUGUUGAAUUCAACCAAAGUAAAUAUUUUCAGGAAGCAAUUGCCGGAGGAAUGAAGGAUGCUGGUCUCUUUCUGUUAUAUGGAAUCAUUCUUGCAUCGAUUCUUCUUUUCUGUGUCUUCAUUACAUUCAGUAAAAUAUUCGAUCAAUUGAGAUGCGAAUUGUGAGUUGAUUUUUUACGAGCUGAAAGUUUCAAGAACUUUAAUCUUGAAUUCUAAUUUUCAAAAAUUCAAGUGAACUAUGAAUAGCAAGAAAUCACCUGACCUUGAAAUGCGAAAAGACAUCUCGGGAAAUAAUAUAUAAGUAGAUGAAUAUGUUUUCAGCACACCACUCAUCUGGGUUUUCGCUUUCAUCACUCCAAUUGGAAGUUUCAUAACAUCUCUUGCCAUUUAUAAUUUAUUAUCCUACCAGAUAUCAAUUAUUGUGCUAGUUGCACCAUUCCUUGCUCUUAUGUAUUCAUUUGACACAAUAAUUAUGUUGUCACAUACAUGGCUCAGCGAUACUGAACUUCGUCGAGAUGCUCCAGCUGAACAUCUUCGAGAAGUUUUUGCAACUUGUAUGCCAUCAAUUUUUGUCACUUCUACAACUGCAAUUGGAUUCUUGUUCUGUGCUUGGCUACCGAUUCCUCAUUUUGCUUCAUUUUCAGUGUUAAUUGGAUUAAUAUUGAUUUCAACUGUUUUCUUUACGGUGAGAAAUUACCUAUUCAUCAUCCAUUUUUAAUCAAUUUUCCAUUUUCAGAUGUUUUUAUUUGCUCCAAUCCUCAUGGUUUUAGCCCCAGCUAAAUCAUUUUUACCGGUUGCCACAAAUACUCAAGAUUUUUCAAGAACUUCUUUCAAUAAUCCAACAAGUAGUUGUUCACGUGAGUUCCAAUAAUUUCAUUAUUUGAAAAAAUAACAAUAAUUUCAGAUGGAAUUUGUGAAGUGAUUGCUAGUUCACCGAAAUUGAAAAUAUUUGCAAUUAUAUUCCUUGUUUUAUCGAUUGCUAUUACAUUUUAUUUCACCGAUGUUAGUUUUGGCAGUAGAAGUUCUAGAAAAAAAUGAAUUUAUUUCCAGAUCAAAGGAAAUCUUGACUAUCGUCAACUUCUUCCAAAAGAUUCUCCAAGAAAUGAAGGAGUUCAUCUAAUGUCCGAUAUUGUUUGGCCUCAAUUUUUCUCGAUUCUCUUUUUCAUCACAAAACCUCCAAAUUUUUCUGAUCCUGUUGAAUAUGGCCAAUAUAAAUCAUUGAUCGCUGAAAUUGGAAAUAUCAGCAAUAAAAUGGAUAAUUCCACAGAUAUGACAUGGAUUAACGAUUUCAGCACAUUUAUGAAUAGUGAUCCCAGUGUCGAAUGUGAGUUUAAAUUGUUUGGGAACUGAAUGUGAUGAAUAGUCGAUAGUUAUCAUCUCUAGAUAAUUGCUGCUAUGUUUGAAGUUUAAAAAAAUUCUUCAAUUUUUGGAUUUUGAAAAAAACAUUUAAGAAAUGGAAGAGCUAGAAGACCAUUCUCUAUUAAGCUAAAAAAAAUAGCCUAAAUUAUUUUCUAGGUCAAUCGCAAACAUUUCCAGCUAAAAUAUGCCGGGGGUUUGGGACGGACCGCAAAAAUGGGUAGAGAAUAUUUCAUAGUCCCCCAAUUCCACCCAAUUUCUUCACUAGGAUUUUUUCAACAUAUUUGAGUUAUCUAGAAAUACAUAUUUUUCACUUUUUAUCCACGGCUAAUAAUUUUUUUCUAGGCUAUUCAAUUCAAACGUGAUUUUCAACAAUCAUAAACAUUUUUCAGCCCUGAACAUGACCGGAUUUCCAAAUUUCAUGAAUGAUGCGAUUUACGGCAAUUGGAAGGCAGGAGUAAAAUAUACAACUGAUUUGGAGUAAGAGUUUUUUUUCUUUUUGAAAUUGAUUUUCACACACAAUUUCAGGGGCGGAACAACUAUAACAAACAUGGUUCACAUUGUGACAUUCAAAAAUACAACAAGUCUCGCUGAUAAAGUGGAAUUAUUCCGAAUAUGUAGAUCAAUCACAAGAAAAUAUCCACAAUUUGAAGCAUAUCCAUUUGAUACUGAAGUCGGAUUUGCAGAUGUUAUUGAACAAACAACAAGCGUCAUAAUUUUGUAAGUUUUUAUCAAAAAAGGCAUUUCAAAUUUUCUGCAGACUUGAAGGUUCUCGAUGACACAAAAAAUAUGAUUAUAUUUUCAGCGUUCCAAUUGCUGCAUAUUUCACAAUGUUCCUUGGAGGUUUUAUUUUUAUUGGUAAUUUUGCUGUAACUGCAACACACACUUUCAUCUGCUUGUUUAUUUACUGUGGAGCGGUCUCAAUUCCAGUAAUGUUUGGACUAUACAUCAAUCCAUUUACUGCGGCAUUCUGUCUCAUUAUUGCUGCAAUCGCGCCAAAAUACACAACACACUUCAGUUAUUUCUUCCAACAGGUGUGGAAUUUUAAAAAUAUUCUUGAAGCUUCUCUAGUGCACAGUUCUCUAACUUUGCUUUAUAACUCAGAGCUACAUGUCUCAAAAUCUUUUUUCAACGAAUAUUUUUCAGGCUAUCCGAACUAACGCAAAAGCUGAGCGAAAAGACCGAGUCUACGAAACUUUGAGAAAAUCAUUCAUUCCAGUUUUUAUGGUAUGUUUUCUUUGAUCCUAAGAACAUAUGAUACAUAUUAUGUUUUUUUCAGAGUUUUUUAUGUUCAACAAUGCUUUUUAUUCCGGUAACAGUGAGCCCAAUCGAAAUUUUCCGUGAAAUGGCAUUUUACAAUCUCUCACUUUCAAUUUGUGGUUUUGUUUUCUCGUUUUUCUUUCUUCAAAUUUUGUUGAAUGCCAUCCCAGCUCAAUUGACCGGUACUCAUUUCUUGUUGUCAACUCCAAAUUAG
Caenorhabditis angaria is the source of this 4375-nucleotide messenger RNA. Lineage: Eukaryota; Metazoa; Nematoda; Chromadorea; Rhabditida; Rhabditidae. The record is from the annotation of a GenBank genome assembly.